Messenger RNA from Prorocentrum cordatum, 339 nucleotides. Lineage: Eukaryota; Dinophyceae; Prorocentrales; Prorocentraceae. The record is from the annotation of a GenBank genome assembly.
GACUGCGAUUCGCCAAAGUCCGUCGCGUCCACGAUCUGCGACCACUGGGGCAUGGCCAGGGCCACGCCCGCGGACACCAGGGCGGGCGACGACGCCACGCUCGCGCGGGGAGGCCCGAGGGAGCGCGUCUGGAAGCCAUCUCCGAAGAGCGCCGACUGCUGCCUGCUUCAGCCUUCCACCGAGGUGCUCAUAUUCGGCACGGGCUCGGACCUCGACGGCGUCAGGGGAACGAUAACGAUCGUCGACGCGGCGGAGGGCCUCUACCGCGUGCGCCUACCAAGUGGCAGCCAGAGGAAGAUCAUGGCUGGGUUGUGCCGCGCGGUCGACCCGUACCCCUGA